CGUAAGUGUUGUUUUGCGGAUUUAAAAUAUUUCUUGAUAUUUAAUAGCCGAAUGGACAUGGAUUUAACGGCAUGGCUUCGAAUUUCUCUUGCUCUGGUGGCAUUACAGCUCUUGGCACAACAAGGCUAUGCUCUUAAAUGUCAGGCUUAUCAGUGCAAAGGUCUAUCGUCUGAUACAACUGAUUGCUCACUCAAAGCAAUAGAUUGCCCUAGUGGCAAGGACUAUUGUAUUUACCAGAGGCUUGUACCAAAGCAAUCGGAUGGAACUCUACAAUACGCUGAUGUGGGAAACUGUGCUUCGCAAGUCGAGUGCGAUAACAAUAUUUGCCUGAAAGCCAACAUGUCGGAUUGCACCCAAACCUGCUGCCAGAAAGAGCUUUGCAACGCACGUGACCCAAUACCGACUGAGCCAAGAUUGCCUUCAGGAGGUGGAGUCACGUGUUUUAACUGCGACAUCAUGACCAUAAAUGGAGUUAUGAACAAGACCACGUGCAACAAACCCAAGGAAGUCAARUGUUCCAAAUCACAAGAUCGYUGCAUCCGAGUCAAGAUGACCCUCGUUAACGASGUCGGGACAAUAAUUCCWGAAUAUCACGGGUGCGCCAGUGCGCAAUACUGCAACAAUAUCUGUAUUAGUGCCAAUAUAUCUGAAGGUGGAAAGCUCACUGCUUGCGACARAAAGUGCUGUUUUGGAGAUCUCUGUAAUAUUGAGUCCUCUAGUGGGAAUAGUUUGGCCAUUGAUGGCUUCYCCAYGUCAUGGAUCUUUGGUUUUAUGACUGUGAUUUUUUUUUCUGUUAUYGAUUUGACAUUGUAACCUAGACAGAUUCUUGUUCUUGAUUAGCGGUAUUCACAAAUAAUAUCUACUUUGACAUAUAAAUUUGUGGCAACAAUAUAUCUUUUUCAAUAAUGAUCAUUGCAUGCUAUCGAUGAAUGGUGCAUCUAUUUCGGAUCAAAAUUAAAGUGUUUUGAACUCAACUGGAGCCGAAAACAGUUAUAGAUCCAGCGAGACACCUACGGUUUAGUAAUCUUUUAAAUAUGUACAGCAAAAUUAUUUUGUUGAUUACUGUAUAAUUUUUGUUGAAGUGUCUUACAUAACAAAAGGUGUACCGUAUUCGCUGGUAUAUAAUAUAUAGUGAGCUCAUAGAAAUUGAAGAUGAUUAAAACGGUGGGAGGGCCAAGCCGACCUUUAAAUUCAAUAGAGUAUGUUUGAAUUGUUUAUUCAAAUUUGUACAGCUAAACCCAGAAACAAUUGCGGUCUCCGUCUGAAUGAGUUAAAUCCUAAUAAAAGGAGAAGGUUGA
This is a messenger RNA of Exaiptasia diaphana, 1298 nucleotides long. RefSeq lists its product as uncharacterized. NCBI's taxonomy places the organism in Eukaryota, Metazoa, Cnidaria, Anthozoa, Actiniaria, Aiptasiidae. Bases 52 to 813 code for a protein of 253 amino acids. The record is from RefSeq and is a predicted model, not a curated record. The transcript has 4 exons.